ACGGUGCUCUAAGAAGUCCGGAAGAAUUGCAUUCACAGUUUGCAGGUUGAGGCUGUAUUUUCCUCUUAGUGAAUGUUUGAGAAAUGUUUUUUUAUUGAGAUGACAGCUGCAGACAGUUGUUCUGUGAAGUGUCUGAAGUGCAUUAAAGUGCUGUUGUCCAGUCCGUCAGAGCUGAAGAACUGAGGGGGUUUCGCUGACCAGUUGUAAGGAGACUGGACAAACUGAAAGAUUCGGAGAUUUGCAUGACGCUGCAGAAGUGAGAGUAAAGGCAGUUCAGAGGAACCGCAUUUCUGUUCUUACGUGUAUAUUUUACCAGCAAACUGACAGGUCGAUUUUGCUUUUGAGCGGGGUGCUGACUUCUGCGGUGCCCUAUGAAGCCCAGUGUCCAGCAGGCGGACCCGUGACUGACCGAGCUGGUAGUGACUGACCGUGAAACUGAGUUUUCGAGGCACGUUAAGCUCAGGAAUGGGAGAUGGCUGUAUCUGAGACUCAGCUGAUGUUGAGUGUGGGACUCAUUGAAAAGGACAUGAAUGGAGACACACUGUGGGUGUGGUGUUACCCAUCUGUCAGCACAGAGCUGCGAGAAGUUCUCCUGCGAAAAUGUUGCUUGACAUCAGACAGCGCAGUGCUGCACGCGUUUGUGUUUGGGCAGUACUGCCGGACAUGGUACUAUGUCAGUACGGUGGAUGUCCAAGAGCCCACUGUUCUCAAGAAAGUUACACAUUUUUCUAUAGUUAUUACAGCCAAGGAUUUCAACCCUGAAAAGUACGCUGCAUUCAGUCGAGUUCUUUGCAGGAUGUACAUCAAACAUGGCAAUCCAGUAAAGAUGAUGGAGGGUUACAUUGCUGUCCUAACUAAAGGCAUCUGCCAAAGUGAUGAGAAUGGCUCCUUCCUCAUCAAGGAUUAUGAUGUCAGAAAAGCCUAUUUGGCUGGAUCCAUAAAAGAUGUGGUUUCUCAGUUUGGUAUGGAGACCAUCAUCCUGUACACAGCGCUGAUGUUGAAGAAAAGGAUUGUGAUCUACCACCCUCGUGUUGAGGCUUUGCUGGAGUUCACAAGAGCACUUCCAGCCCUGACAUGGCACCGGAAAGACUGGUCUAUUCUACACCCAUACGUUCAUCUGGAGGACAGAGAGCUUGAGAACCUCAGAAUGUGUACAGGAUAUGUUGCAGGAUUUGUGGAUCCUGAGGUGACCAACAGAUCAGAUCUCUUUGAGGUUUUUGUGAAUCUUCCAGACAGUGAAAUCACCAUAUCUCAACAUGCCAAAGAGGCAAUGGCUAUGGGAAAACUGCAUAAAGAGAUCGGCCACUUUAUCGUCCAGUCUGCAGAGGACAACGAUCGCACAGAUGUACAAGUUAUCAAGGACAUUUCAAUGAAGACCAAGGAAAUCCUCAGUAACUUGGUGUCUCUUGCCAAGGAAGGGGAGGACGCAAAGUUGACUUUGGAGGCACUGAAGCAACGUCAUUUCCCCCCAGCAACUGAGAACUUUCUCUUCCACUUAGCUGCAGCUGAGCAGCUCCUGAAGAUCUAAUGAAUGAGAGCCCUCCAUGAACCACUCGGAUGCUUCAAAGUUAUUGCAAAGUUAUUGACCAUGUGAUUUACUAAUCCUAACACAGUUGCCAAGCCGAAUUUACAGAGAAUUUUAUAGAGAUUUUAUGACAUAACAUUCUAGGACAUAGCUGGUGCUAGUCACAUUCAGGCAAGAAUAUUAUGCAGCUGUUCCCGUUCUGUGACCAAGACUGCCCAUGUGUUUUACUUUAUUUUUUCAGAGAUACUAAGAUAUUAAUGGCAUAUACAGGUGUGAAUCGGUUAGUUAUCAAAUUAAGUUGGCACUUUUGAUAUUUGAGCUUGAAAGCAGUCUAGAUGGAACACGCAUUCCAAUAAGCAAUCCAUCAGACUGCUGUGAAAAUGAAGAUUUCAAACUUUCGUGUUUACUUUCAUUUGUCAAUGAUCUGCACAAAGCUAAGAAAAGCCUUACGGUUGCCUUUCUUAUGCCUUACAACGAAUAAAAGCAUUAUUAACCAAAUUAUUCAAAAUUCUAUAUUGCUUAUGAUAUACAAGUGUUAAGAUUUGAUUUGUUUCUUUAAGCACUUUUCCCCUUGUGAUCCAUGCUUUAAACAGUCCUCUACAGAAAUAUUAGGAGUACUAUGUUAAGUGACAUGAUAUUGUAUCUGAAAACAUCUGAAUUACACAGUAUGUAUUUUUCAAAUGUACAGGUGAACUCUUAUUUUAUGCCAUCUUAUUUCCCCUGCUAAGAAUUAUAUACACCAGAUCACUAUAUAUUUGAAAAGAGUUCUAGUGUAAAGACUUAAAAAUGAACUUGAGUUGAAUUGACACUGAAGUGAUGGCGAUAUGAAUGAGUCAACAAUGUGCACAUAACAGCAAUAGCAACAUUAUUUUUGUUAACAAUGCUCUGUUCUGUUUAGCUUUAAAAAAAAACAAUUAAAUCAAAACUUUCAAGUU
Molecule: messenger RNA, 2460 nt
Organism: Pygocentrus nattereri (red-bellied piranha)
Lineage: Eukaryota; Metazoa; Chordata; Actinopteri; Characiformes; Serrasalmidae
Gene: dennd10
Product: DENN domain containing 10
Exons: 9
Coding region: 473-1528 (351 amino acids)
Biological process (GO): regulation of early endosome to late endosome transport; protein transport
Cellular component (GO): late endosome
Molecular function (GO): small GTPase binding; guanyl-nucleotide exchange factor activity
Source: RefSeq, a predicted model, not a curated record